UCUGCCUUAAACUGCGCCUGCUCAAACCGGGCCGUGCUCUACCGGGGCGUACCACCCAUCCCACCAGCCACAUGAAGCCUGUGCUGCUUCUCCAGCUCCUACUGUCGAUUCACCUAGCACCACAGCUGGUGCCUGGCAAUCUCAAGCAACAUGUUCUGAAGUAUAUUUUGGAGCCUCCACCCUGCAGAGUGGCCGUUGAAAACUGCACUACAUUCUGUACGCUUCAGGAAGAUUGCCCGAAAGAACUUCAGUGCUGUUCUGCCUUCUGUGGGAUAAUCUGCACGUUAAACCAAAAGAAAAUCUCCAUGAACGUCGUGAUUAAGAGCCUUCCUGCACUCCUGACCUCCAGAACCCUUCUCUCCUCGUCCUCACAUCUGCGAAUCUCUGAGUCUGCCUCUCUGAAUACUGUCACAAAGCCCUGCGUCUGCAGACCCUGUCCUGACCCUUUACCCUGGGGCCCAGGACACUAUAUCUGGGGCCAAAAGUGUCACCAGCAUCUGAAAACAAAACUGUACUAUUUCUGCUCUUCCGUCUCUUGCCAAACACCAUCCUUUGCCCCACCCCCUGCCAGUGCUCCUAGGCUCUGGAGGUCCUCCAGCCCAAAGGAGGCUUCGGUUCAUCACCAGGGGCAUUAACCACAGUCUGCUGAAUGGAGAGCACUCCCAGAGCUGGGAAAGGGCAAUAGAGUGCUGAUGAGACAUCUCGUUUCCAAUCCUGUCUUGCAUCCGUUUUUCUAGGACCUUGAGCAAGACAAUGCCCUGUAUUUACCCUUCCUUUUCUCAUGCAUCAAAUGAGGGCUCUUUUUUCCAAGCCUGCAAGAUCGUAAGUCCCAAAUGAGGUCUCAAAAGGCCCACAAGGCAGGAGGCUCAAUCCUAAAAUGUCUUGUUCUCUGCUGUGUUCCUUGCCCUGAGCACAAUACCCUACGUAUGAGACAAGGGACAGAGCAAUGGGAAAAAAGGUACAGGAGAGUGAAGUCUGGGCCCAGAGCCAAAUACCCAGACUUGAAUCCUAGCUCUACCACUUUUGAGCUGAGUGACCUCAGACAUUCUAUUCAUUUCUCUCUCAGCAUCAACUUUCUCAUCUUUAAUACUAGAACAAUAAUAAUGAGAUUAAAAUAGAUCAUUCAUGCAAGCUCUACAUAAUAAUUACUCAGUAAAUUUUAGCAAUUAGGCAACCAUUUCUCUCUCAACAGACUGCUGCCCCUUGCAGUGAAACCCCAUGUCUUUCAAGGCUCCGCAAUCAGAGGCAGGAGCCUAAGUAUGUCUCUGUUGUCACCGGGUUCUUUGAGGUUCUACUUUCCCCAUGGCAGGACAGCUUAGCUUCCUGGUCUAGUUUUAAAGAUGCAAGUAAUAGAAAAUAAAAAGUUGUAUCUCUAAGGAUCAAGUUUCACCGGAAAAUAUCUGAAACGACUUUUCUUCUACAGAAACAAACACAGACAGGGAAAGAGGAAAAAAAUGACAAAUGAACCAUGCGUCCAAAGGUGUUUUGUAAGCAGCGGGGUUUGGCCUGGAUUUCCUGGUGUGUUGUCUCAGUUUCCCUCCUCCGCCUUCUCUAAAAGCUAACCUUGUAGUCCCAUAAGGUCAGCAUAGCCUUGUCAUCCAGAUGGGAUCCCUCCUCCGUUAGCCUUCUCCUGGGACUACGUUCUUACUCCCUGGGGCAGGAUGUGGUCCGGGAUGAGUUACGCCACAUAGGGCAGGCAGAAUCGUGGCCCAGGGGGAACACAGGGCACUCAGGUCUGAGCCUGUGCCCGGGAACAGGCACUACCAGCCCGUUCGGGUUGCUAGUACCCUGAGCAGGAAGUCAAGCUGAGCUCUUCACACUCUGUGUGGCCUUGGUCACUUCACGCUCCAUCUCCAAACCAUCAACUUCCUCAUGUCAGUGACUAAGAGUACACUGUGCUUCAGGUUUCGUGAGAAAAUACAAGGCCAUGUGAAAUGGAAGGAGCUUGUCAUUGCAAAGAUUCUACAAAGGUGAGAAGCCACCAGCAACUCACUCUUUCUGGGUUCCAUGUUUUUCCUCUUUAAAAAAACAGGGGGAUCGUCUCUAUUACUCCUUUGUCCAGAGGACAUUGGAGCCCUCUGCAAUUCCACAACUCUGAAAAGGUACUAGUCAUAAAUUGACGGAUGUUGUUUGAGACUUUAUGGAGGGAAAUGAAGAGCUUAGAGUCAUUCGAUAAUCUUCCUGAAGUCACCAGCUCUUCCAAGUUAGGACAGUGGUGUUUUUGCUUAAACUGCCCUUUUAUUAAUACCAUACAAAAGAGCUUGAUAAAUGACAGCCCGUGGAUGCCAGUGGAGGAGAGGAAGUGCACGAGCACACUUUCACCCUUGCUUGGGUCCUGGUGAGUCAGCUGUGCUCACUCCCUCUGCGCCUUGUGCAUAAUUAACUGCUCAGGCUGCACACUGGCUACCAGCAUUGUUACAUAAUCCAUCUUCAUGUCACCAUGAAGAUGCUGAGCUCAUGGUGGAACCCAGGUAUUACACCCAGGUGAAAGGAGAACCAGGCUGGUGCUACUAUGUAGGAUAUUUUUAUUGCAGUUUCAGAUUUACAUGGUUGUAGGUACAGAAGCCUUAGUAAGCUCCAUCUCAAUGCAUUGAGACAGGACUUCACCUUGGCUGGGCAGAAAAUCAUUCCCAUAAACUUGAAUGUGUCUUCUAUGGAACCACCACCCCUAUCCCAUUAUCUUCAGGAAGUGUACCCUAAUGCAUCGCAUUGACUGCCACAUCUGUUAGGUCCACGUGUCAGAGUGUUUGCUUUCCCUGAUCCUGCAGACUGUUCUCUGCAGAAUGGUUCCCCUCAACUGACCAUGACCGCUCUGGAGACCCUGGUGUUGCUGGGAAGGUCAGGUGAGGAAGGAGAUGGCAGUGCCAGUGAGGGCCCGAGAGAAAUGUUGAUCCUGAUUCCCAGAAAAUGCAACUCUGAGCCUCCUGUGGUGACCUGGUAUAGACAGAGAACAGACAGCCCAAGUCGACCUUGUCACAGUCUUCCAUGCACCUGGGCUCUGACAGGUGUCAUCAUUUUUUUUUAAUUGUGAGCACUUUAGCCAUAACAUGCUUCAUCUCAUUCAGUCCUCACAGCAACCAUAAUGCCCAUUUUACAGACUAGGAAACUGAGGAUCAUAGAGUUAAAGUAAUAUGCUCAGCAGUAGCCAACUGCAUGAUGAUGGAGCUGGAAUAGAAACCCAAUGCUUGAAAUGUCUUCUUUCCAAGGAAUCGCCACCUUGGGUGACUCAGUUCCCUUCCGCUGAGUGCACUUUCAGUUUCCUAGUUCUCCUGAAUUUCCCACAGAUGCUCUUUUCCUCGCUUCCAACUCAGGCCUCCUAACUCCUCAUUUCCUUUCACACUUGGAAACUUGCCUCACUAAACGUGGUCUCUCUCCAAGACUACACACGCUCCCCCUCUAUACUCUGACUUUAGCUCUUCUCUCUGCCCAGAAUGUCUUCCUCCCACCUUCCCGAUGAGCUCCCACUCAUGCUUCAAGUCUCAUGUUAAAUGAAAAUCUCCACGGAGGCUUCACCAAUUUACACCAGAGGAAAUGGGUCAUUCUCUUUGUCCCUGCACUGCACUGUAAUUGUUUAACUUAGUAUUUUUUCUCUGUCUAGAAUAUGUCUCAUAAAAACAAGAACUGUGUCUGACUUUUUUGCCACAGAAUGCUAGAACAAAACACCACACCUUGCACAUACUGAGACUACAAUUCUGACUUUUCAAAUGGGAUGCAAAGGAGGCUGGCAGGGAGUAGACUAAUCCUAGCAUUCGCUGAAUUGUUCCCACAAAGAAAAUCUUCACUGCGUAGUCCAGAACCCCUCAGUCAUUCACUGCCUGCGUCACUUUUGCCUGCUGGACUCAGCCUUUACACAUUUUUCUUAAAGGCUAAGUUAUAUUUGCUUUUGAAAACUGAGUAUAUGCUGAAAAACGAACAAAAGAGAAGCUUGGAAGUAUCUGUUCACAAAGGGUCCUGGCUACUCUGGGGCUCAGUCCAGCUCUGCCUACCCUGGCCUGGUGAUGCUGGGUGUCUCCAACUCCUCAUCUCUUUGUCUGUAAAUGAAGCCAAAUAACACCUUCUCUCAGGUGUGUCAUGAGAUGAAAUGAGAUGAUACAGGCAAAGCCUAUACCCCAUGGCCUGGCAAGAAUCUAAGGAGAAUGUUAUUAUUAUUAUUUGCAUCCCCUCAAUCCUUCCUUUAUCCAAAAUUCUUGUUUUAUAAAGAAAUCUAAGUGUAUGUUUCACCUUAAACUCACGUUUUAAAAAUUUCUCUAGGUUCCAUAUAAAUUAGCUCCCAAAUAAGACAAGCACUGUGUCUCUGAUCUGAAAUAUCUUCUAAGACAGAAGAUAGUUAUGGAAAGUACUCCAUCCCUGAAAGAUAAUGUGAUUAAACCAUGUGAUGAAGGGCCAGCUAAUUGAACAAUGAUCUCGAUUCCUCUACUAAACUUCCAGCAACUAUAGAAGAUAUUGUUUCUCUCUGUAAAUCCCUUGAGAACGUUACCAGCUUGGAAAUUUGUGGGGUUUUAGUCCACAAUUCCACUUUCCCCCAAUCACAACCCCUCCAAAUGAACUUCUCCCAAAAUAAAUGUAUCACAAAUCUGUGUCUCAUUCCUCUCUUCUGUGAUACCAUUCUAAUCUGGCUGAUCCUUGAUGACCUCUGGCCCAGACCUGGAAGCAUUUUUCAGAAAACUCUGUAGCUCCUUGACCACCAUGAGCUGCUUCAACCAUGUGGUUCAAGUUCACCCAGUGAGCCAGGCCUCUCACAUUAACAAUGGCUGUCCCUUGGACUCUUUCUGUAGAGCCACAAAGCCUAAUCUCUCCUCAUACAACUCUAAUCUGCUCUGCCUUCCCCCAGUUGGAGCCCAGGGUAAGUGGCUGCAAAGGAGAGUUUGUGCAUUAUCCCUUUAAGAGGGCACCUGUAUCUCUAACACACUGCUGUCUCUUCUUGGCAGACAGAAUUCCCACUGAUUUGCACAGCCAGAUGUUAUGUGGGCACCUCUUUCCCACUCUGGUGCUCUGGGAUGGGGAGUCUGGCUUAGUGUUGAUAUCCUCCUCUGUUCAAGGGGAACCUUUGUGGCUGAGAUUUCCCUCCAGACUCUCGCUGCCCUGGGAUUGGGGCCAGCCCUUUUCAUGGCUCCGCCCUUCCUUCCUGUCUCUCUGAGUCUUCUGUAAAUUCUUAGUUAUAAGACUUCUCUUCAGCUAGUCAUCAGUUGUUUGGGUUGAAUGCUCUAUAUUUUAGUUGUAAUUCCAGUUUUGUUCUGGGAGAAGGCGAAGGUAGCUUCCAACUACUCCGCUGCCAUCUUGGAUCCUCUGUAUCAAUUGUCAAAGCCUGUACUUUAACUUUUUACUCUGGGUACAAUAUGAUUAUAGUAUGAAAGGAGCCUGAGGCAGAAACAGGCAGUGAAGGGACUUGGGAAAUGCAGAGCCCCUAUUUCAUAGGCACCCCACAAUAUGGGCUUUCCACUUGAAGGAAUUGGGAAUGUUACAAGAAUGGGCCCCUGUUUGGAGGGAUUAGGAGGGUGUUAGGCUGCAGGGCCCAUACGCAUCACACCAACAGAAAACCAUUACCAAAAGAUAUACUACUAAUGAAAUAUGAUGUAGACAAAGAUGUUUAUUGAUAUUACUUCUGAAUGUAAAAUAGGUGAAUCAAAUUUAAUAUUAAAAAAAUAGGAGACUAGUUAUGUAAAUUAUGGAACAAACAAACAACACUAACCAGUUGACACAUUGCUGGCUGAAAGCAAAGGGAAUGUGGAUGAAUAACUGAAGAAUAAACCAAUAUCAGCCACAACCUUCCAACCAGAAAAGAGGAACGUAUUACUCUCUUCAUUGUAUCAUGGAUGUUUGCAAAUAUAAGUGCCAUUAAUAUUGUAUUGUGUGUGUGUUCAUUUUAGUUCUUUUUCAUCUCUCAUGUUCUCUUUUAUGUUAUAUGAUAUGUGUAGGUAAUGUUUUAAAGUAGAAUUUAUUGUAUGGGUACUGUAGUCAGAAUUGUUGAGUAACAAUCCCCUGACAAUAAAAUCUCAGUAGCAAGCAACAAUAAAAAUUUAUUUUCUGUCAUGGCUGGUGUGGCUCAGUGGAUGGAGCACUAGCCUGAGGACUAGAGAGUUCACCCGUACGAUUCCCAGUCAGGGCACAUGCCUGGGUUGCAGGCCAGGUUCCCCAGGCAGGAGCGUGCAAGAGACAACCGAUCAAUUGAUGU
Molecule: messenger RNA, 6172 nt
Organism: Artibeus jamaicensis (Jamaican fruit-eating bat)
Lineage: Eukaryota; Metazoa; Chordata; Mammalia; Chiroptera; Phyllostomidae
Gene: WFDC13
Product: WAP four-disulfide core domain 13
Exons: 3
Coding region: 72-635 (187 amino acids)
Cellular component (GO): extracellular region
Molecular function (GO): peptidase inhibitor activity
Source: RefSeq, a predicted model, not a curated record